Molecule: messenger RNA, 3775 nt
Organism: Asterias rubens (European starfish)
Lineage: Eukaryota; Metazoa; Echinodermata; Asteroidea; Forcipulatida; Asteriidae
Product: PAX3- and PAX7-binding protein 1-like
Exons: 17
Coding region: 190-2868 (892 amino acids)
Biological process (GO): mRNA splicing, via spliceosome
Cellular component (GO): nucleus
Molecular function (GO): DNA binding
Source: RefSeq, a predicted model, not a curated record
GUGUGGCAUGCAAUGCAAUGACGAGUCGAUCCUCCAUGCAUAAUGCAGCAUGCACCCAAAACAAACCACCAUUGAAAGUGCAAUCUCUACUGCUGCCCCGCCAUCUAGCCAGGGAUGCUGAUCCAGUAGAAGUAGAUGAUACUUUCCAAAACCUAUUUUAAAAUAAUUGGUUGAAAAGGAAUAGUCAGAAUGAUGAAAAAGAAAAGGAAUAUUCGACGGAGAGAAGAAACUAGCGAUGGAGAAGCCGAAAGGAGCGACCAAAUACCUUUCUUGGAGGAAGAUUAUCACACACAAGUAAAGCAUGUUCAAAAGACACUUCAAAAAACUGCAGAUAAAAAAAGCAAGAAAAAGGAAAAGAGCGGGACAGAUGGUGAUGUUGAUGCAGUUAGCACCGGUACGAGUUUGCUCAGCUUUGACCAUGACGAAGUUGAAGAGGGAGAGGUGUUUCAAGUCAAGAAAUCUAGUCACAGUAAAAAGGUUGCCAAGAAACUGAGGGAAAGAGCAAGGAAAGAAAGACAGCAUGAGGAGGUUGCUCAACAUUACAAGGAAAUGACAGAUGAGCGUACCAUGGACACAAAGGCUACAGGCAGCAAUGCAAGUAACUCAGGAUUACAUGUAAAGCAAGUGGGUAAUGUGGAAAUGAUCCUGAGUGGCAAAGAUGCGGAGGUUGCUGCUUUGGAAGAAGAAGACAGAAAGGAACUAAAGGAAGAAGUACCUGUUAUUGUGCCUGGAAUGAUUCCAGAUGCAGCCAUUAUUUUUGCUGCUCGUAAAAGGAGGCAAAAGGCCAGAGAGCUUGGAACAGGAGUUGACUACAUCCCUUUAGAUGACACUCAACGCUACAACAAUACUGGAAAUAAAGCAGCGAGUAGACAUGAUGAAUCUCGAUUGAUACGUGAUGAUGACAAUGACUGUAGUGAUAGUGAUGGUGAAUGCAGGAUGAGUUUUACUGUCAAGCAAUCAACAAGUAGACAACGUAUGCAACAAGCAAUUGAUGAAGAUGCAGAUAAUGGCAGUGAUCAUGAUAGAGACCAUGAUGAAGAAAUGCUACGAUGGGAACAAGAGCAAAUCAAGAAAGGCACCAGUGUACCGCAAGCACAAGACUCAAGCUCUUCUGCUGCAGCUGCUACUGUUGCUGCCUCUUACUACUAUGAGCAACAAGAAUAUCCUUAUGGUCAACCCACCAGCCAGUAUGUCACACCAAUGGUUGGAUCUUACACUUCAACAAUGGAACAAAACUCACUUGUUCAUGCAUUAAAUGCUGCACCACUAUGUGAGAUGCCAACCAUCACAAUGGAACAAGUGAAGAAGAAACUGAAGGACUGGUUUGAAUCAGUGAAAGAUGUUCACCGAGCUCAUGAAAGAGAACAUGACCAACUCCAAGAGCGUUUGAAAUCCUGUGCCUCAUCAUCAGUCAGUCUGAAAGACACUCAGGGAGGAGUUAACAACCAGUAUCAUUUCUUCCAAGAGAUGAAGGGUUAUGCCCAAGACUUGGUAGAUUGUUUUGCAGAGAAGGUCCCAGUUAUAGAUGGUCUUGAGACAGCUAUGCUCAUACUUUUAAAAAGCAGAGCACAAAAGCUAUCCCAGCGAAGACAGCUUGACAUCAGGGACCAAUCAGAGGAGUUUACUGGGAUGCUGCAACGAGCAGCACUAUCAGCCAACUUUGAUUCUGGCACUAAAACACAACGUGAAGACAUCACUAAGCAAAGAAGGGCAGCAGAAAGGGAAGCAAGAAGGUCAAGAAGACGACGGGCUCGAGAGUUGAAACAAAAUGAGGAGAAUGGAAGCCAUAUAGAGGGCACAUCAAGUGACGAUGAGCAAAGAGAGAGCGAGCAUAAUCAAUUCAAUAAAGAAAGAGAUGUGAUCAUGACUGAAUCUCAGAAGGUCUUUGAUGAUGUUAUUGAAGACUUUAGUGCUAUCUCUAUCAUACUGUGUCACUUUGAGAAAUGGAAGCAUCAGCAGCAGGAAUCUUAUGAAGAAGCCUACAUCAGCUUGUGUCUACCCAAGCUCUUAGCACCACUAGUCAGAUUACAAUUGCUAGACUGGAACCCUCUGCAGUCGGACUGUCACAACCUGGAAGAGAUGCCUUGGUAUGAAUCGAUGCUGUUCUUUGGAUUCCAACAAACACAAAGUCUGGAUAAGGAAGAUCUUGACAUCAAUCUUAUUCCAAGUUUGGUUCAAAAGGUAGUGUUACCCAAACUAUCAGCCUUGGUAGAGGAUGUAUGGGAUCCAAUGUCUACAAUACAGACUAAUCGUUUAGUUAGUCUGAUCCACAAGCUGGUUGAAGAUUACCCAACAGUCACUGGUGAUAGCAAGAGCACAAGGGAUUUAUUGAAAGCCUUGGUUGACAGGAUGCGCAGAACACUUGACGAAGAUGUUUAUAUGCCGUUAUUUCCCAAAGAUAUGCUUGAUAAGUCAGUUGCUGCCAGUAAUUUCAUGCAAAGACAGUUCUGGUCUAGUGCCAAGUUGCUAGGUAACCUGUUGCUAUGGCAUGGCUUGAUAUCGGAGGUGCAUCUUCUAGAGCUGGCUAUUGAUGGCCUGUUAAACAGGUACAUGUUGCUGUCACUACAGAACUCUGAUGUCAAUGAUGGAAGCAUCUUUAAAUGUCAAAGAAUUGCUGCUAAAUUUCCACCACAAUGGUUUAAGGAAUUGCAAGGUGAUCAGACAAUAAGACAACUUGAACCAUUCUGCCGUUACUUGAAGCAUGCUGCAGAUACAAUGAAGAAGAGAAGUGCUUUGGGAAAUGACAUGGAGAAAAGAACAACAAGAACUGGAGUAAAGGUGGUGCUAAAGAUAUUGGUUACCAUACAUGCCAUGGACCACGCCUUGAAUAUCUCAGAAGGAUUCAGCCUGAAAGAAUUGGCAGAAUAAAUUCCUUUCAAUUUGGAAGGAGUGGUCUCAUUAUUUGUCCAGUUCAAAUAAGAGUUCAUAGUUACACAGUGUAUCUGUAAACUACUUGAUUAAAGUAUUUUAGGGUUUUUGUUUUCUUCAAAUUUUCAAAUUCUAAAGCCUGUUUCACACAAGAUCUCAAAAUGAUUGGUCGCUUGCUACGAUGUACCAUCGGUGUAAUGAAAUUGCAAAUUUGCGUUGUGUGAAAUGAAUCUGUGUGAUAAUGUUGCCACCGACCCGCGUUAAAAGCAACCGGGAUAAAGACCUCAAAAAAUCGCAUCCUUGUUUAGAAUCGCCGAGAUCAGUCGUGUGAAACGACAUCCAGCAUGAUUACCAAGGUGCCUGGUGAUCGCACAACGUUCAUGCAUGCACAAACCAUAGAGUUUCCUUUCUCCAUGCACAAACUAUCAAGCAGAACACGACAUCACCCCGAUGGAGAAUGGUUCUUUGUUUGUUUGAGCUUCCCAUCAAAAUGGCGCAAAUUUGUGUGCAAAUUUAUAUAUCAAUCUAUUCAAUUGAAUGCACAAGUGGUUUGUUUUAGCCAUGCCACAUCGGCAUUCAAUAUAGCAUAGAAGGUGCAACUACAGAUUGCUACCAGAUUGUCACUUUCGUUUCCGUUUUCCAACAAGCAAUUUCGCAAAAUAAGCAGACAAAAUCAAUAUGCACAAUGAUUUGGUUUAUUUCUUUAUUCUUUGUUACCUUGUGGUGUAUUUUUUAUACUUAACUCUUGAUGGUUCUUUCUUAAGUGGCUUAACUUAGGGUCAACACAAGGUAUUGGUCAAUUGGGAGUGAUUGUUUUUGUCAGGUUGAUUUAUUCUGCAUUCAUAAAUACCUCAGACAGUUUCACUUUUCCUAUUGGUGGAGAGUGCAUCACGUGGGUGUGGUUAAA